UCCGGGAGAGCUUGGCAGCGGGAGCCACACGGCGCUGCUUUUACUUGCUUCGCACCGCUUCUGGCGCGCUUUCGGUUACGUGGCAGAGCGGCUCGUCGGGGGACAUUUAACCUGAAGACCGCGCGCGUUUACACGAGAGCUUUGUUAUCUCGUGCGCUUGGAUAGGAGAGAUCGGACAGCUGCGGAUUCAGCCGGAGCUCAAGCUGCUGCUUUGAGUGGUUGUCGCUGGAUCCACGGGGAGCCAGAGGAGAGGUCCCGAGCUGGCGAGAGCGGCGACACGGGGACUGGGUGUCUGCGCUUUUUCUUUUUAAAACCUCUGCGCUACCAGGAACACUUUCCUGCUGCUUCUUUUAUUCUAAAAGACACGCACACACACAUAUAUAUAAUUCUUCUGUACUGCGUAGAUUGCGCAGGGCUGCCUCCUGUUUUGAACUGUUUCACUGCGAGUUGGAGAAACUGUUCGCUGCGCGGUGCGGAGUUGAGCCGUGGAUGAAACGGUGAUUUUGUGGUGUCUCUUGAUUUAAAGUAGAUCCGAUCGAGGAAAUGAUCUGACUGCUAAAACCCCAAGUUGCUGCUUUAAAUGAAGAAGACGGCGUUUAAGCUCCAGAUACAGAAGAAUAGAGCUCCAUCUUUAAGGAAAUAAAAGUGGACUGUCAUUCACACAGGCACAACCAGCACACAUCAGAGCUUUUAAACCUGAUUCAAGAAGGACUUUCGGCCAAUUUUCAGUUCAUCGGAGUUCCACAGCAAUUAUGCCGCAGGUGGACAUGAUCCUCUUCCUCAUCCUCAUCAUUGGGAUGUGCGUGUACGGCCAGGACCCUGCUUCCAAGGUGGUGUCCGACCGCUAUGCCGUCUUCUGGAACAGAACCAACCCCAAAUUCUACCGGGGUGACUACCACAUCGACGUCUGCAUCAAUGACUACCUUGACAUCUACUGUCCGCACUACAUCGGCCCAGUUGCUGAUGAUCGAGCAGAGCGCUACGUCCUCUACAUGGUGAACUACGACGGCUACAGCUCAUGCGACCACAACUCCAAGGGCUUCAAGCGUUGGGAGUGCAACAGGCCUCUGUCGCCAAACGGACCGCUCAAGUUCUCAGAGAAAUUCCAGCUCUUUACGCCCUUCUCCUUAGGCUUUGAGUUUCGCCCUGGCAGAGAGUAUUAUUAUAUCUCCUCCAUCUCUGACGACAGAGGAAGAAGGAGCUGCCUUCGACUCAAAGUCUUCGUCAGGCCUCAGAACAAUUGUGUGAAAAACUCUGGGACCGUGGAAGAAGGAGUCAAUUUUGAUGAUAAUAGUCACAACUCCCUAGAACCUGGAGAUGGUGUCAGUCACGAGUCACCAGAGCCAGCAAGAAGGGAUGUGAACUCCGCUGGACGGUGCCAGACUUCAGUUCUCCUGCUCAGCUCCACCCUCAUACUCCUGGCUGUCAUCUUGUCUUUAUAGCAGCGAGAUGUAGAAAUCAGGGAUGGACUGUCCUAACUGGAGCACAGGCCGCUCUACCCUGCAACCUCUCCCCUCAAGGAGCACUUUUAAAAGAAAAAAUGAAAUAAAUAAAAAAAAUUAAAACAAAUCACUGACAAUCUCUCAUUACAAAGAGAGAGGAAGGGACUUCGGUGCUGAAGCCUUUGAUGUUUUUUGACUUUGUAAAAUGCCAACUAGUUUGAUUUUUGACUUUCUGGCGAGUGCCGAUGGUCGUGGCGCCCCAAGGUGAAAGCGUCUUUUACCUAUUCGCCUCUCUACCAUUUAAAGUAUGCAGAUAUUACACCUUUUUUUUGCAUUUAAAACAAGCACAGAAACAUGCUUUUAAACAUAUAAACACACAGGACACAAUGUCUACACAAUCAGUACACUUUUUAACGCGAAUGGCAAAGAAGCACAGCAGGACCCCUCUGAAGUUUACAGAUGAACUCUGUUUUUUGUUUUGUUUUUUACAUUACAUAACCUCCAACAUGUAACAUGAUUAAAUCUCACUUCAACGUGGAAGAAGAUCCUGGAGCGGCACAUCGGCAAAAAGGAAAACAAAGAAAGAUGCUAUUUGUUGGAGACUGUUGGUACAGGCGUGGAGGUACGGGGCGGGCCUUUGAUGGAUUAACCUCUCUCUCAGGUUAAAAGGGAUGCAUUGUCUCAGACUGUGGAGGACCCUUUAUGAGAGAUUUAAAAAAAGGAAAAAGUUAAAGAAGCACUCAUCUUUUAGUGUUUGGAUAGGAGGCAAUUUUAAUGGUUGAUUAAUGUAUGUGUUUGUUUUAUUUUUUAAUAAUUCACAUAACUCAAUUGUAGCAGCCAACACGGGUGUACAGUAAAAUAUUUGAAUGGCGCGUAGACAACGAUACGGUCUUUUGCCUGGCGAAAUGUAUUUUCCUAUUUAUUGUGAAGUCCUUGUGCUUUUUUCUGUUCUGGUUCAGUCUGUAAGUACAGUAGAAAGGCAAUAAAAAACAAACACCCUUACCCGUUAAGUUAGUUUAUAUUACCCACAGUUAAUUUGAUACCAUUAAACAAAAAAAAAAACAACCACACAGUUUUACGUAUCUGUUUGGACUGCUCGCUGAUGAUGGUUUUUAAUUGUUUUUAACAAAGUCCGGGAAGAAGAGGGAAAAAAAAGUCUGAUGUGCUAUCAGGGUGUAGAAAUCGUAGAAUAUUUGUGUUUGAAAUGUCAUUAAAUGAAUGUCACAAAUGUA
Maylandia zebra (zebra mbuna) is the source of this 2674-nucleotide messenger RNA. RefSeq names its product ephrin-A5b. Lineage: Eukaryota; Metazoa; Chordata; Actinopteri; Cichliformes; Cichlidae. Gene Ontology annotation, molecular function: ephrin receptor binding. The record is from RefSeq and is a predicted model, not a curated record. Gene Ontology annotation, cellular component: plasma membrane; external side of plasma membrane. Gene Ontology annotation, biological process: regulation of actin cytoskeleton organization; axon guidance; regulation of cell-cell adhesion.